AUGAGCCAGUUUGCCGCAAACCGCAGGACGAACAACGUUUCCUAUGGCCAUCUGUCACUUGGAGUGAAAAGCUUCAUAGACGGCUGUAAGCCCCAAAGUAUAGAGAACUCCGAGCGGGUACAGCUGUCGGGAACCUACAAUGUUCGGAAAGGGAAGCUCCAGCUGCCGGUCAACCGCUGGACGAGGCGGCAGGUCAUUCUGUGUGGAACCUGCCUCAUCGUCUCUUCUGUCAAGGAAAGCCAGACAGGGAAGAUGCACAUCCUACCCCUCAUUGGAGGAAAAGUGGAGGAGGUGAAGAAGCACAAUCAUUGUUUGGCCUUCAGCUCAGCAGGGCCUCAGAAUCAAAUCUACUACGUCAGCUUUGACAGCUUCACGGAGCACCUGAGGUGGCACAGACAUGCUGCCAAGAUGGUGUCCCAGAGAAUCAACUCAGUCGAUCUGUCCUGCUGCAGUCUGGAGAAUCUUCCACCCAACCUCUUCUACAGCCAUGACCUCACCCACCUCAACCUGAAACACAACUUUCUGCCCGCAGACCAGCGCCUUCAGCAGCUACGGAGGUUUUCUCGUCUGCGGAGUCUCAACCUGUCCAACAACCAUCUCGGUCAGUUCCCUCUGGCCAUCUGUGACAUCCCCACCCUGACAGAGGUCAACCUCAGCUGCAACUACCUGGCCUCUGUCCCCAGCUCUGUGGGCGCAAUGGCCAACUUGCAGACGUUCCUGUUAGAUGGAAACAGUUUAAGUGACCUGCCGCCUGAGCUGGGUUCCCUGCAGAGGCUGACUUACCUCGGUCUUACCUUCAACCAGUUCAACGUCGUGCCCCAGGUUCUGGAGCGGCUGACCUCCAUGGAGAAGCUGUGCAUGGCAGGAAACCAUCUGGAAACACUCACCCUGCAGAAUUUCAGGCUGCUUCAUGUCAAACACAUUGAUCUAAGGUUGAAUAAGAUUUCUGUCAUGGUGCCAGACGAGCCUGACCUGCUGAGGCACGUGACCCAGCUGGAUGUGAGGGAUAACAGGCUGACGGACCUGGAUGCCUCCGUCUUUCCCCGGCUGGAGGUGCUUCACUGUGAAAGGAACCACAUCUCCAGUCUCAAAGUCAAGGGUUGCGCGCUCAAAGGCAUCUACGCCAGCAACAACGAGUUACGACAGCUGGAUGUCAGUCCUGUGCCCUCCAAUCUUAGUUGCAUGGAUAUCUCAAGGAACCAUAUGGAAUCCUUGCCAGACUGGCUGUGUGAGGCAAAGAAACUCGAAGUUCUGGACGUGAGCCACAACCUCAUCACUGAGCUCCCAGCGAGGUUGUUGUGCAGCAACAGUCUGAGGAAGCUCAGUGCUGGACAUAACCAGUUACAGAAGCUACCUGAAAGGGUGGAGCGCACUCUGCUGGAAGUUCUGGACGUUCAGCACAAUCAACUGGUGGAGCUUCCAUGCAACCUGUUCCUCAAAUCUGACAGCUUACGGUGUGUGAAUGCAUCAGCCAAUAAGUUGGAGCAUCUGCCACCAUCCAGUCUCUCUGAGGAAAGCCACAGCAUCCUGCAGGAACUCUACCUGACAAAUAACCGGCUGACAGACAAGUGUGUCCCAAUGCUUACAGGCCACACACAUUUAAGAGUUUUGCACAUGGCCUACAACCACCUCCAGACCUUUCCAGCAAGUAAAAUGGCCAAGUUGGAGGAGCUGGAGGAGGUGGACCUGAGUGGAAACAUGCUGAAGACCAUCCCCACCACCAUAAUGAGCUGCCGUCGAAUGCACACUCUUAUAGCUCAUUCCAACGCCAUCGAGGUCUUUCCUGAAGUCAUGCAGCUGAUGGAGAUGAAAUCUGUGGAUCUGAGCUGCAACGAGCUGAGUGAAAUUACUUUACCAGACAAUCUGCCUCCAAAGCUUCAGGAGCUGGACCUCACUGGAAACCCUCGCCUCAACCUUGAUCACAAGACCCUCGAGCAGCUAAAUAAUAUUCGCUGCUUCCGUAUUGAUCCGCCUCCAACAUUUUCUUCCACUGAGGCAUCUGGUGGGCCUGCUGUGUGGAGUCAUGGUUACACUGAGGCCUCAGGCGUCAAGAACAAACUCUGCGUGGCAGCUCUUUCAGUUAGCAGUUUCUGUGGAAGUCGUGAAGCUCUGUACGGCGUGUUUGAUGGAGACAGGAAUGUGGAAGUGCCCUAUCUUCUGCAGUGCACAAUGAAUGAUGUGCUGGCUGAAGAAUUACACAAGACAAAAAGCGAAGUGGACUACAUGACCAACACUUUCCUCGUCAUGCAAAGGAAACUUGGAACUGCGGGACAGAAACUCGGCGGCUCUGCAGCUCUGUGUCACAUUCGCCAUGACCCCACCGACCCCAGUGGCUGCUUCACCCUGACGGCUGCUAACGUGGGGAAGUGCCAGGCCAUCCUGUGCCGAGACGGGAAGCCGCUGUCCCUGUCACUGCUGCACAACGUGGGGCUUGAGGAGGAAUACCACAGGGUCCGGCAGCACAGGGCUAUCAUCACUGAGGACAACAAAGUGAACGGGGUGACUGAUUCCACCAGAAUAAUGGGCUACUCCUUCCUCUACCCUUCGGUCAUUCCUUGCCCUUACGUGCAGACAGUGACUCUCACCCCUCAGGACGAGUUCUUCAUCCUGGGCAGCCGGGGCCUUUGGGAUGCCGUGUCUCCCGUGGAGGCGGUGGAAGCCGUGCGGAACGUUCCCGAUGGCCUGGCCGCCGCCAAAAAGCUGUGCACGCUGGCGCAGGGCUACGGCUGCACCGACAGCCUCAGCGCCGUCGUGGUCCAGCUCAGCGUGAGCGAGGACUGCUGCUCCUGCUGCUGCUCCGAGCCCGCCCAGCCCCCCCCGAGCCCCGGCCUGGGCCCCUAUCCCCCGUCGUCCUCCGCCAUCAAGGAGCGCCCCUUGGACGGCUCGCUGCCCAUGCCCCCUUCGUCCUGCAGCGAGAUCAGCAGCGAAAUCAGCACCAGCGAGAUGAGCAGCGAGGUGGGCUCCACGGCCUCGUCCGACGAGCCCCCACAGAGCUCCCUGGUGGUGCUGCAGGAGCAGCCCCACUACCACCACCUCCACCUCCACCACCAGGCCCACCUGCUGUCCCUGCAGCACCAGCAGGCCCACUCAGCCGGCCAGCCCUGCCAGUACCUCCUCCCCGGCUCGGAGCUGCCAUCGGCCCGCAGCUGCUGCGCCCUGCAUCCCGCCUGCUUAGCGGGCUCCUUUCAGAGGCAACUGUCCAGUGCCACGUUCUCCAGCGCCCUGUCCGACAACGGGCUGGACAGCGAGGACGAGGAGCCCAUCGCCGGGGUUUUUUCCAACGGGAGCCGCGUGGAGGUGGAGGCAGACAUCCACUGCCUCAAAGCAGAGCUGUCCCUGAACUCAUCGCCACAGACACUGGUGCCCUCAUCUUCCACCCAGGAACGCGCCCUCCUCACUCUCCCUCCUCCACCUCCUCCUCCGUGCACCCCGGAACCUCUAGAAGAAGGAGCUGACAUGAACCUGGGGGAGGCUGAGAACGGGCUGGAAAGGGAUGAGUCGUGGCAAGGCGUCGGAGCAGUAGUGGGGGAAGGAGGAAAGUUGGCAGGGAAGAGGAGGCCCAACGGGUCAGUAGCACGCCAAGAAAAGAGUCACAACCUCAUCGAGGUGGCCGCCGAUGCCCCCUCCAAGAAGUCCGGAGGCUACUUCACAGCUCCAGCCCAACCCGACCCGGACGAUCAGUUCAUCAUCCCCCCAGAGCUCGAGGAGGAGGUGAAGGAAAUCAUGAAGCAGCAUCAACAGAAACAACAGAAGCCACCCGGGACCGAUCAACCCACAGACUACUACGACACACCUCUCUGA
Molecule: messenger RNA, 3801 nt
Organism: Menidia menidia (Atlantic silverside)
Lineage: Eukaryota; Metazoa; Chordata; Actinopteri; Atheriniformes; Atherinopsidae
Source: the annotation of a GenBank genome assembly